Messenger RNA from Phialemonium atrogriseum, 2691 nucleotides. Its product is annotated as Serine/threonine-protein kinase. The record is from RefSeq and is a predicted model, not a curated record. Gene Ontology annotation, molecular function: protein serine/threonine kinase activity; ATP binding. NCBI's taxonomy places the organism in Eukaryota, Fungi, Ascomycota, Sordariomycetes, Cephalothecales, Cephalothecaceae. Gene Ontology annotation, cellular component: cytoplasm; nucleus. Gene Ontology annotation, biological process: protein phosphorylation. The annotation marks the transcript as partial. The transcript is spliced from 2 exons.
GAAGGUAUUAACGGUCGCAGCAGGUCUGUCGCAGCCGACGAUGAUGGAACCGACCACAUUGGCCUCGAUACCCCACGUUCCGGUGUGGCAACACCGCAACCAGACCUCCACGACAAGCGAUUACCCGGCAUAAUGAGUUACUUUGGUCAGGUUCGUGCAGCCUCUUUUCAGCGUUUGUUGUCUGGCACCUUCAACGCAAGUGGACAAGCUUCACCCGCUCCACCCGCCUCACCGACCGCCGGCCCUCAGGACGAGGAGUCACCUCGAACUACUUCCCAGUCGAAACCCCCGGCUAGCGCUGUUGAACAGGACUUGCGCCGCAUAUCUACAGACGAGGCGCCCUCUCUCUUCCCUCAUGAGACGGUGGGCCCUUCUGAAGAGCAUCCAUAUCCUACUCCCCCUACAUCCCAGCGAUCUUCUGUCCGGGGGAGUUCGAGUAUUCCUAGCGUCGGCCUGGAGGGUCGAGACACCCCUGCGUCGUCUCGACAACCCAGCCUUCGCAGGAUGAGCCUCGCAGACUUUGCUAGAGGAAAUGCCCGAAGAUCUUCCCUUCUCGCACCUUUGACAGCCAGGGUCACUGAAUCUAGUGUCUCGGCCCCUCAUUUCUCAAACCCCAGCUCUCAGGCCUCCACUGUCCCAAGCUCACCGACGCGUACAAGUUCUGGAGAUGAGAAGGGUGCCUCUGAUAAUAAGUUCGCGUGUGUCAAGAGCCUCAGGAAGCUAACAGAUGUGGCCGGGGUCAAGAGUGGUACUUCAACCCCGACCCGAGCGCUUUCAACCGCGCGCCCGUCGAAAGCCGAAAGCCAAGACGACGCGAGCCGGGAAACCGUCGCCGUUCCAGACCGCGCAGUGGCUCGCACCCCGACACCCCCAGGUGCCCAAGCACCAGCCGCUAGAGGAAAGCUUACUAUCAAAAUCGCCGAGGCGAGGGGACUGAAGAAGUGUCGUGAUCCGUACGUCGUUGUCGUUUUCCAACGCAGCGAGCUCAUAUCCGGCGGCCCACGCCCCGCCGAAGAGGACGAGGAUACUGCUGUUUCGGCAGCCAUGGCAGUCCCCAUACGCGGCACCCCAAUGCAACGCCAAGGGAGCGACUCCGGACGACCACCGAUGGCCAUCCCGAUGAGAAGCCGCCAGAGUAGUAACACCAGCAUUGGCGACUACACGACCUUCCGCAACCGUAAUUCGCGCCGGUCGUUCACCAAUCCUAAAUGGGACGCCGAGGCUAUCUUUGACGUUGUUGGAUUGGACAUGCUUGUAGACGUCUCGGUAUAUGACCACAGCGCCUCUGGAGAGGAGUUCCUAGGCCACGUCGAUUUCCAGGCCAAGAUGUCGGAGAAGGAGGGCCCUGUCCGAGGAUGGUACUCCCUGAAAGGUCAUGCCGACACCAUGAUCGAGGACACACCAACAGGCGAGAUAUACGUCGAGGCAUCCUUCCAGAGGGCUGAACGCAAGCACUUUGGACCCGAAAUGUUCCAGAUCUUGCGGCUGAUCGGGAAAGGCACCUUCGGCCAAGUAUACCAGGUGCGGAAAAAGGACACGAAAAGGAUUUACGCCAUGAAGGUCCUGUCGAAGAAGGUCAUCGUGCAGAAGAAGGAAGUUGCCCACACCGUUGGCGAACGGAACAUUCUAGUGCGGACUGCUAUGUCCGACUCGCCCUUCAUCGUGGGACUGAAGUUCUCCUUCCAAACCCCGUCGGAUCUAUACCUGGUGACCGACUACAUGUCCGGCGGCGAGCUUUUCUGGCAUCUACAGAAAGAAGGCCGAUUCGACGAGAAGAGGGCAAAGUUCUACAUCGCCGAGCUUAUCCUCGCCAUCCAGCAUCUCCAUAACAACGACAUUGUCUACCGCGAUUUGAAGCCCGAAAACAUCCUACUAGACGCAAAUGGACACAUUGCCCUGUGCGACUUUGGUCUGUCCAAGGCGAACCUAACCAAGAACGACACGACCAACACAUUUUGCGGGACCACCGAGUACCUGGCUCCCGAAGUCCUACUCGAUGAGGCCGGUUACACAAAGAUGGUGGAUUUCUGGUCUCUCGGAGUCCUGGUCUUUGAGAUGUGUUGUGGAUGGAGCCCAUUCUAUGCCGAGGAUACACAGCAAAUGUACAAGAACAUUGCCUUCGGCAAGGUCAGGUUCCCUCGCGACUCGUUGUCCUUGGAAGGGAGAAAUUUCGUCAAGGGGUUGCUCAACAGGAACCCGAAGCAUCGGCUCGGUGCGACUGACGAUGCCGAGGAGCUGAAGCGGCACGCUUUUUUCCAAGAUGUCGACUGGGAGGCGCUGGCGAAGAAGCUCAUCACACCGCCGUUCAAGCCCAAGUUGAAGAGUGAGACGGACGUCUCGUACUUUGAUCCAGAGUUCACCAACGCCUUGAACAUCAAUGGGUCCCUGAACGAGCGGGCUGCUGCUCUAGCCAAGGGGUACGCAACAUCGACUCCUCUCUCGCCAUCUGUGCAGGCCAACUUCCAAGGCUUCACCUAUGUCGACGAGAGUGCUCUUGACAUUCUUGAAGACCAUAUGAAGGACCGGUACAGCGGCAGAUACGACGACGAGGAAAUGGACGACAUCGACCGUAAGAAGGAUGAUGAAUGGGAUGACCUCGGAGAUAUCGACUCGAGAGACGCAAACCGAAUGAGCGGCAUCGUCAAGACGAACACCAAUGACGAGCAAAUGUUCGGCAACACCCAUUUCGAU